AUGGGCAUCCCAUUCCUUUUGGUGAAAUUUCUCUCAAUCCUAGCAAGAAAAGAUCGCCUUGGUUCUCCUUUAUAUGGCGGGAUGUUGAUCACCCGCAUUGCACGGCCAAUUGGCAUUCUUGACAAGCAUGAAGCCAUGUACUUGAGAGUGGAGCCUCAAAAAGCUUUUUCUCCUUUUCUUUAUAAAAGGGAUAAUAUUGUUGUUCAUAAUGGGUAUGGUAAUUUUUCCAUUCCCAAUGAUACUCCCCACAACCUACCCGGUAGUCGGGUAAUACAGAGGGGUGGUGAUGCCGAUGAAGAUGAGCCUCUAGUAAUCUUGACAGAGGUCGACCUCCCCAUGGACCCCUAUAAUGUGACUUUGAGGCAGUUCCAGGACAACUUGGCAUGCAGUGUUAAUUAUACGAAUAUGAAUUUGGAUUUCAUGAUGCAUUAA
Lactuca saligna is the source of this 432-nucleotide messenger RNA. Lineage: Eukaryota; Viridiplantae; Streptophyta; Magnoliopsida; Asterales; Asteraceae. The record is from the annotation of a GenBank genome assembly.